AACUGGAAGGGGAAAAGCCCACAUGUUGCGACUGCGUUGUGAACGAGCGUGAACGAGGCUCUGCAAAUUUGGGCGCGAUAUACGUAGAGACUGCUGACGAAUUUUGUUAUAGAGUUUGGUCAACGCUUAUGAACGUGAGACAGGAAACGUGUGGUAGUGUCAUCGCACAUUUAGCAUUAAAUGACUAGUAUGAGUGAGAAGGAACACCGAAGGCAUCGUUCUUCUUUUGAUUAUGGCUAUGAAACGAAGACACCGCUUGGGAAACGUCUGCACCAUAGAUCAUUUUCUGAAAAGAGGGCAUGCUCUCCUUCAAACAGUUUUAAUGAUGAUUCUUAUGCAUCUAUUGUAAAGAAGCGAAAAAUUUCACCGCAUCCUUUAUUGGACGGCUAUCAGCUAGUAGGAGACAGCCUAUUACUACGGUUCGCCGAACAAGUUCUCUUUGAGAGAUGUAUUUAUGAUAAUGGAAUGCGGUAUCUAGGUUUAUGUGUGAGUGGCCAAACAAUUGAAGAAUUAAAGGAGCGUGUAGAAAACAAAUUUUCUCCAGUUGGAGAAAAAAUCAUUCUUUUGAUUGGAACUAAUAAUAUUUUGCAGGGUGCUUCUGCAGAUGAUAUGAUAGAUUCAUUGGUAGAAUUAUUGGAUCUUCUUGAUGAGAGAGCCAAGAGAAUAGUUAUAUUGACUUUACCUCCAAUUCCAAAGUUAGAGAACGAUGGGAGGUUUUGGUAUAAAUUUAAUAGCUACAAUGGUUUCAUCAAAACUUUAGGUAUUAAACGUGAAAAUGUCACUGUCGAAGAUAUUUCUAAACUUUUCCUGGAGGAAGAUGAUUAUUGCAAUAUGAGCUAUUUUGAAAGAUGGUACGACAGAUUGCAGCGACGACCUGAUUUAAUUCAUUUAAACAGGGCUGGACUAUUAAAAAUUAAAACUCACUUAUUGAAGAAAAAUGUGCUAAGUGAGGAGGAAUCUUAGAAGAAUCUCUUGUACUUAAGCCAGUACCAAUAAUUCUCUGUAAAGAACUAUUUGCAUUGAAAUUGCCAAGAUAGGCACCUUAUUUUAGUUGAGAUAAUUUUUACAGUGUAUUGUAAAAUUUUAUGAGAUUAGUUUAUUAACCGCUAGUGGGGAAAUUGCACCCCUCAUAUGUAACAUACUUUGAUUAAGUUUUUUGUAAUGUUUAUUUUGACAAUUACAACGUUGACAAACAAAAAAUAAAUACGUAAAAUAACUAUUUUUUCUCCACCGCUUUGUCUUCCUCCAACUCAAAUGCUUCUCCAGGCAACUUGUUCAUCUUUAGGAGCUCUGUGAAAACCACAAGUGC
Molecule: messenger RNA, 1309 nt
Organism: Gryllus bimaculatus (two-spotted cricket)
Lineage: Eukaryota; Metazoa; Arthropoda; Insecta; Orthoptera; Gryllidae
Source: the annotation of a GenBank genome assembly